AUGACUUCAGAAACAACAGAGAAAAGCAAGAAAACAACAGUCCAUCCGACGGAGACCUGGGUUUAUUUUGCCCUUAUAAUAUGUGCGGCUAUCACCUAUUAUGCCAUGCCUACUCCCCUGCAGCCACCUCAUGGGGAAGCGCCUUCAAUACAACACGUUUUUUAUUAUGGAUGGUUGACAGCUGUUAGCACCGGAAUCGGCGCUAUACCAUUAGCAUUUGCCCCAAACCUUGCUUCUUACUGGGUUGGAAUAUCGAAUUCUAUUGCUGCUGGGAUGAUGAUUGCGGCUAGUUAUUCUCUGGUACAUGAGGGAUGCAACUUUGAAGAUCCAAAGGAUACAUCGGAGUUAUCGGUUUUAGUGAGAACAGGCAUAGGGGCAGUAAUUGGCCUUUUGUUCAUCAAUGUGACUGAGCGAGUUUUGGCUGAUUAUGAGGAUCUGAGCAUCGGUGGUCUUGGUGGUGCAGAUGCGAAGCGUGCGUUCUUGAUCUUCUUCGUUAUGACCCUUCAUUCCUUUUCUGAAGGAGUUGGAAUUGGCGUCAGUUUCGGUGGUUCUCACGGUAGUGAGCUUGGUGUCUUUAUUUCUGCAAGUCUUGCUGUACACAACAUUCCAGAGGGAUUGGCGAUGGCUGUUACACUAAUGCCACGCGGGACCAGUUUGUUGACGGCAAUGGUGUGGGCUGUGUUGACGAGUGUUCCUCAACCACUCAUGGCAGUUCCAGCUUAUGAAUUUGUUCACCACUUUAUUCCUGUUCUACCGGCUGGGUUGGGCUUUGCAGGUGGAGCUAUGGCAUGGGUGGCUGUAUUCGAGUUGCUCAAGGAAGCGAUCGAAGAUUCUGGACUGCUAACCGCCGGGGUUGUAUCAUCCUUGUCGCUUGUGGGAAUGUGGUUCCUCCAAAAUGUGAUUGAUGGAGAAUCUAGAAGCUAG
Cylindrotheca closterium is the source of this 924-nucleotide messenger RNA. The record is from the annotation of a GenBank genome assembly. NCBI's taxonomy places the organism in Eukaryota, Bacillariophyta, Bacillariophyceae, Bacillariales, Bacillariaceae.